Trypanosoma brucei brucei TREU927 is the source of this 1134-nucleotide messenger RNA. Its product is annotated as protein disulfide isomerase, putative. The transcript has a single exon. Gene Ontology annotation, molecular function: protein disulfide isomerase activity. Lineage: Eukaryota; Euglenozoa; Kinetoplastea; Trypanosomatida; Trypanosomatidae. The coding region runs from base 1 to 1134 and encodes 377 amino acids. Gene Ontology annotation, cellular component: endoplasmic reticulum. Gene Ontology annotation, biological process: protein folding. The record is from RefSeq and is a predicted model, not a curated record.
AUGACCCCGUUUUCAUGUCGCAAAACCAGCCUGUUGAAAGCCAUUUGCAUCUUUGCUUAUUUUGCAUCUGCAGCGCAUGCUAACGAACCGGAUGCGGCGCUGGAGGGUGUUGUAGACCUCACCAGCAAUAACUUUGACAGUAGUGUGGGAAAGGACGUGGCAGCGCUGGUGGAGUUUUACGCGCCAUGGUGUGGACACUGCAAAAACCUCGUACCGGAGUUUGCCAAACUCGGCCGCGCCGCCGCUGGGGCCAAGGAUAAAGUUCUCAUUGCUAAAGUGGAUGCCACAGCCCAAAAGGACCUCGCAACUCGCUUUGAGGUGAAUGGGUACCCAACCAUUCUCUUCUUUCCUGCUGGCUCGCAGAAGCCGGAGAAAUACAGCGAGGGUCGCGAGGCGAAGGCGUUUGUUUCGUACCUUAACAACCAAAUAAAGGGCUUGAACCUUUUUCUUCCCCGUGAACACAAGUACGUGAUGGCGCUGGACCAAUCCAACUUUGACAAAGUGGCACUGGACGAAGGGAAAGAUGCGUUUGUUUUAUUUUACGCCCCCUGGUGUGGACACUGCAAGCGCCUCCAUCCCUCGUUUGAGAGUCUCGCGAAGGUGUACCAAAACGAAAAGGACCUCAUCAUUGCUAAUGUCGACGCUGAUGACAAGAGCAACUCUGAGGUGACGAAGCGCUAUAAGGUGGAGGGCUACCCCACUCUCGUUUUCUUUCCAAAAGGAAAUAAGGGCAACCCGGUGAACUAUGAGGAGGGACGAACCUUGGACGAUAUGAUCAAGUUCGUCAAUGAGAGAACGGGGAAAAAACGCACCAGCAGCGGUGAUUUUGACAAAACUGUUGGUGUCGAUGAAACCGUCACGAACCUCAUGAAGGAGAUGGCACAGUCAAGCAAGAACAAGGAGGAGAGGGAACGCCUCCUCGCGCAGAUUCAGCAAGCCGUCUCCCCCAAAGCUCUAGGCGAGGGUGCCAUGCACUACAUCCGUAUUGCUACUAAUGUCCUUGAGAAUGGUCAUGAGUAUAUUAGCAAGGAACACGAGCGUGUCGGCCGUCUUCUGAAGGGAAGUCUGACAGGUCCGAAGAGGGAUUCGUUGACGAUCCGAUUCAACAUUCUUUCGGCAAUCAAAGGUGAGUAA